Messenger RNA from Cucumis melo (muskmelon), 1758 nucleotides. Its product is annotated as homeobox protein knotted-1-like 2. The coding region runs from base 506 to 1606 and encodes 366 amino acids. Gene Ontology annotation, molecular function: DNA binding; DNA-binding transcription factor activity, RNA polymerase II-specific. The transcript has 5 exons. Gene Ontology annotation, biological process: regulation of DNA-templated transcription. NCBI's taxonomy places the organism in Eukaryota, Viridiplantae, Streptophyta, Magnoliopsida, Cucurbitales, Cucurbitaceae. The record is from RefSeq and is a predicted model, not a curated record. Gene Ontology annotation, cellular component: nucleus.
UAAAAAUCACUUUGAACAAAGAAAGACUUGUCAACUACCACCUAAACCCCAAACGAAAAAACGCAAAAAAAAAAAAAGAAAAAAGAAAAAUAAUCCAGAGCUUUGCUCUAAAGUUCAGAGCAUUGAAACUUUGUUACCUCAACUUUUCAGUUUACAAAUUUCAAAAUUUUUAUUUUAAUUUUUUCGCAUCUCCACGUGAAAUCCGACAUCCCUUCAUCAUCUUCUUCCUCAGCCAUGUCUCUUCCAUGCAAUAGAUUCACUUCAAAACCUCCUUAAAAAUUCCGAUUCUUAAAAACAGUUUCUUAGUUUAUCCACACACUCAUUUAUCAAAAACCAAAAUGGUUUUCCCUUCAUCAUAACCCUUCUUCUUCCCGGCGAGUACUUCAAAAGCCACGUGGCAACGGCGAUUCAAAAUUAGGGUUUUUUUUUUGUUUUUGUUUGGUUUUUUUUGUUUUUUAAUUUUUGGUUUAGAAUUAGGGCUUUGAAGAGGGAGAAGGAAAAAGAAAUGGAGGAAUAUAAUAAUGAUGUAAAUGAAAACUCAAAUGGGAGAGGGAAUUUCUUGUAUGGAUCAGGGAAUUCUUCAUCAAGUAAUUUCGGAAGAUCAACGGCUGAGAUGAAUGUUAAUAAUUUUCAUCUUCAACAAGGAGCCGACUGUUUUCAAACACCUCAUCAUCAAUCGAUUGUCAAGACUGAAGCUACUACUUCACAACAUCACCACCUUCUCAAAUUCCAUUACCCUUUAAUCCGACAACCACCACCACCACCUCAGCCGCAAACGACAUGUCGUCCCGAACAAAACGGUGUCGUUGAUUUUGAAGCCAUUAAGGCAAAAAUCCUUGCUCAUCCUCAAUACUCCAGCCUCCUCGAAGCCUACAUGGAAUGUCAGAAGGUGGGUGCUCCGCCGCAAGUGGUGGAGCGGCUGGUGGCGGCCCGACAAGAAUUUGAAGCACGACAGCGAUCUUCCAUGGUUUCUGGAGAGACCAUUAAGGAUCCAGAACUUGAUCAAUUCAUGGAAGCUUAUUAUGAUAUGUUGGUGAAAUAUCGGGAAGAACUCUCAAGGCCGAUUCAAGAAGCUAUGGAUUUUAUGCGAAGGAUUGAAUCUCAGCUUACAUCUCUCUGUAAUGGCCCAGUUCGGAUCUUCAAUUCUGAUGAGAAGUGUGAAGGAAUGGGAUCGUCUGAGGAGGAACAAGAAAAUAGCGGUGGAGAAACCGAACUACCGGAGAUCGAUCCACGGGCUGAAGAUAGAGAAUUGAAGAACCACCUACUGAGGAAGUACAGUGGUUACUUGAGCAGUCUCAAGCAAGAACUUUCUAAGAAAAAGAAAAAAGGAAAACUCCCAAAAGAAGCAAGGCAAAAACUCCUUAAUUGGUGGGAGUUACAUUACAAAUGGCCAUACCCUUCAGAGACGGAGAAGGUGGCAUUGGCUGAAUCCACUGGGUUGGAUCAAAAGCAAAUAAACAAUUGGUUCAUUAACCAAAGGAAGAGACACUGGAAACCUUCUGAAGAUAUGCAAUUCAUGGUGAUGGAUGGCCUUCAUCCUCCCAGUGCCGCACUCUAUAUCGACGGUCACUACAUGACCGAUGGCCAUUAUCGGCUCGGACCGUAACCGACCGUAAACACUGCUAAAAGUAUAUGCAGAUUUGCUAUGAAAUAUUCAACAAGGUUAAUUUCUUUUAUAUAAUACCAACCAAAUAGUGUGACAAAUAAUAAUGAUAUGUGUGAUUUUAAGAGAUGAUAUAUGCUUAAGUUUAUCUUUUU